UCUCUUUGAAACAACACACGUGCGGGUCGUUAAUCGCUUCUUAUUUUGAUAUCACAGUGUGAAACAACAGUUUUCUGCGUCAUCUAAAGAGGAGAGGUUUUAUGGCUUGUUUGAAAGGUGCCACGAAAGGGGAAAAAACAACUUUGAUCUCUUAAAUGUUUAUUACAGUGGGGGAAGGUUCUUUCGGUCUCAAGUUGUCUUUUUGCUCGUGCGUAAACUGUGCCUAAGGAUCAAAGGCACCAAAUGGCACAGUGCGCAAAGUCUUGAGUUCCCUGAAAUGCUUUGAGAAAUAACUGGAAAAGCGUAAUCUACACAAAAUGUUCUUUCUUGAUCAGUGUUAAUAUCAAUAAUUAUCCAAUACAGAUACAUAACAGAGAUAUUCUGUAUUUGAAUUGUUGAUGGAAAAACAAGGUAUCCAAAUGCAACAUUUCCCUGAGUACAAGUCACUAUCUAUAAAAAAAAUAUUGAGGGAAUUUACACUGCAGGCUAUAUUCAGAACGACAAAUAUCAAACUGCUGCAAAUAAUAUAAAGAAACGUACCUUAUAAGGGGAAAAACUAAAAAACAUUUUACGCACCACUCCAUCUUAUGCCAUGGAGGAAGUUGGUCCUUUUGCAGUUCUAUAAAAAGAGAAAACAUGAGGUAAGGUGAUUUUUUUUCCAACCCCAACUGGAUAAGCGGUCAUGCAAAUCUCACGACGUGUAGCCAGCGACACCAGUCUCUUUGUCGAAGUAAUUCAUUUCGACCCUAAACUCUGUGCCCAUUAUUCUAAAUUAAUGGAUUCAUUCAGGCGCAGUUAACCUCCCGCGGCGAGUGCACUUCCUCAGGAGAUCAGCGCCGAGCUCAUUCUCCUCACACUGUUUUACACCUCUCAACUAUACAAGUUACUUAUCAGUGAAAUCUAUAUUUCCCGCAACAGCAUACUCCCCGGUCGGCAAGUGUGGAACUUUUUUUUCUCUUCAAAAGGCUGGAUUUAGUUUAUCUGAGCCUUUAUUGCCAGACGUGGAGACAAUGGGCUCGGAUGAAAUCUACAGUCGGGGUUCACACCUUGUUAACGCCGCCAUUAGUCUCCCUUUACAUUGGCUGAUUGGUGAUUUACAUUUGCGACCAAAUAGCAUCUUUACUGCUGUUUACCGAGGCCCUCGGGGGCCACUGGGGAGCCAACGGGGGCAUUUGAUAUAAAAAGUCCAGCUCCCAGGAGCCCGACAGUCACUCCGACUUCAAGUUGCUGGCCGGCCGUGCGCUUUUCCCUGAGGACGCCGAUUGCGCAGCAGCUCCACCCACGCACUCGGAGAUGUCGAUGUUCGUGCUCAGCCUCGCCGCCCUGGUGUGCGCGGUGGCUGCGCGGCCUUCGCUCAACCACCUGGAGAACGAGUCGCAGGAGGUCCGCUCGGCCGCCAUCAAGAGACUGCUGGAGGUUUUUGGGAUGGAGGACCCGCCCGCCAUGCACGGACACAAGCAGGCGCCUCAGUACAUGCUGGACCUGUACAACACGGUGGCCGAUGUGGAUGGUGUGACCAAGGACCCGUACCUGCUGGAGGGGAAUACCGUGCGCAGUUUCUUUGACAAAUUGAGAAGCGAGCAGGUGGAGUUCAGGUUCAACCUGUCCAUGGUUGCCAGAAGUGAGAAGAUUCUAACUGCAGAGCUGCAUCUUUUCAAGCUGCGACCUCAGGCGACAUCCACGUUCAACAGGCACCACUUCUGCCAAGUUAGUGUGUAUCAGCUGCUUGACACCACCAAAACCAACAGCAGCCAGGGCAGGAAGCUGCUGUCUUCUCGACUCAUCCCAGUCCACUCCACUGGUUGGGAGGUGUUCACCAUCACACAAGCUGUUCGCUCGUGGAUGGUGGACGAGGGCAGCAACCUGGGCCUCCACGUGGUGGUUCAGACCCUGGGUGGAAGCCAGGUGGAUCUGAAACUCAUCCGCUUUGCCUCCGGACGCAACCACCACCAGAGCAAGCAGCCCAUGUUGGUUCUCUUCACCGACGACGGCCGCCGCUCCACCACCCUCGAGAAUGCAGACCCAAACGAUACUGAAGCCACCCCCAGCCUGCCCCUGGCCCCCAUGUCGGGUCCACCCUCCCGCAGCGCCCGCUCCCUGGACUACAGCGAGGAGGACGGCAUGUCCACGUCCUGCCAGCGCCUGCCUCUCUACGUCGACUUCGAGGAGAUCGGCUGGUCGGGCUGGAUCGUCUCUCCCAGGGGUUACAACGCGUACCACUGCAAGGGCUCCUGCCCCUUCCCCCUGGGUCAGAACAUGAGGCCAACCAACCACGCCACCGUCCAGUCCAUCAUCAACGCCCUGAAGCUGAUGAAAGGCAUCGAGACGCCGUGCUGCGUGCCAGACAAGCUCUUCUCCAUCAACCUGCUCUACUUCGACGAAGAUGAGAAUGUGGUGCUGAAGCAGUACAAUGACAUGGUGGCUGGAAGCUGUGGUUGUCACUGACGUCGCGUCGUCACUGGCGGUGGGCGGCACAUACAGUAUAUUCCUUAAAGAAAUACAAUGUAAAUGGAGUUUGGGGACAUAGACGCAUUUCCGCCCCUUUCCAACUCAAUUGCACCCGAUGAGUAAUGUGCUGUGUCUCACGCGUGACAUUGUAAAAUAUGUAAAUAUCCAUAAAUUAUAAUAUAUGGCAGUGAUUGAGGUGAAUUCCUGUGAAAGAUGUAAAUGUGUAUAUUUUAUGUUUUCUGUUGUGAAGGAUUAUACAGUC
Scophthalmus maximus (turbot) is the source of this 2710-nucleotide messenger RNA. It is a transcript of the gene admp, whose product is annotated as anti-dorsalizing morphogenic protein. Gene Ontology annotation, molecular function: cytokine activity; growth factor activity. Lineage: Eukaryota; Metazoa; Chordata; Actinopteri; Pleuronectiformes; Scophthalmidae. The record is from RefSeq and is a predicted model, not a curated record. Bases 1294 to 2445 code for a protein of 383 amino acids. The transcript is spliced from 5 exons. Gene Ontology annotation, cellular component: extracellular region. Gene Ontology annotation, biological process: SMAD protein signal transduction.